AUGAGCUCCAGCGAGCCCACCCAACGAGGCGUCCGCUUCACGGAGCCCGAGCAUGACAAGAGCCAGCCCUCCGCACCCGACGACAGUCUAGCAGCCGCUGCUCCUGCUGACCCGACCAUGGACGCACCUGACCUGCCGCGCCACGACUCGUCGACCUCGGGCUCAGGCUCGAGCGGCGAGUCGGAUCCAGAGCGCGCACUCGGCGAGCGCAUCGCCUACGACGACGACGACGUCGACGGCCAGUACGAGUUUGCUCCUGCCGUGUCGACCACCCCGCGCGAUGAGGUCCCGCCCAUGGCUGGUGCCGCCCCGUACGGCUACGCUUCUCGCUCGCGAGGAGGCAGCGGCGGCGCCCCGAACGGCGUGGGAGUGUACGAUGCCGCGCCGAAUGCCCAGCUCCAGCCGCCCGCCAUGAACAGCGCCCGCCCGCCUCGCCCGUCGGCCGUCCGUACCCCGUCCAAUGCAUAUGCCCCUCAGCGGCGUCCCCAGCAGUAUUCGCUGGGCAGCAACGGCGCCCGCCACCGUGCCUCGUCGACGAACCGCGGCAGCCGCCGCAACCCGAAUGCCGAGUACCGCGCGCAAGAGAAGGCCUAUGUUGAGCGGAUACGGCAGGACGCGCCGGACAACGACGAUUUCUUCAAUCCCGACCUGCGCACGCCCAGCCUAGGCUACAGCACCGAGGACUCGGAGACGGACGACGAGUCGCCGUCCACCACCGACUACCUCGAGAACGACCCCUAUGACCAGGAGACUCUGCUGUACUAUGGCAACGACGACCUCGAGCCGUCGGUGGAGGAGCUCAAGAUCCCCGAGAACAGGGAAAGGCUGGAGUGGCAUUCCAUGCUGGCCAGCGUUUUGACGGGCGAUGUCGUCAAGCAGGAGAAAAAGCGUCUCAUCGGCGGCGGCGAGCAGCAGGGAGACAAUACAAUCAAGACCGAGAUCUGGAUGGGUGUUCGUGCCAAGUGUUGUGGACGCACUCUGCAGGCCCAACGGCGGCUCAUCGACGACGGCCGAUCGAAGGCCAAGACCCUGAUUGAGGGAAUCAUCACCUUCGAAAUCAAGGGAGAGGCUGAGGUCGGUCAGACGGCUGCACAGCAGGUUGCAGAUAUGGUCCAGAAGAUUGGGAAGUGCGAAAGCCUUUAUCCUACCUGGGAAGCACUGGAGCACGCUCAGCCUCGUGCAGCCUCGGCAGCCUUCCGUGAAAGUUGCGAUGCUGUCAUCUCGUGGCACAACACCACCCAGCUCAUCAACACGGAACUUUCAAUUCUGAGGAGCUGGGUUGGCAAUGAUGAACUGGACUUCUCGAAGAGGAGGGACCGCAUGGAGAGAGACAACCACCUCACUGACGACUCCUCCUUCAUUGACCGGAUCCUGAAGGAGGAUGGCCUGAAGUCUCUUCAGAGCAAAGACAGUCUUCUAGUUGGCUUGAAUAACGUGAUCAACAAGGCGAAAGCCACGUUGAUCGCCAAUGCAAGUGCCUUCCAGGAACGUCAUCUUCCCCCCUAUAUCGAGGAACUUCUUACCCUGAUCAACUUCCCAUCACGCCUGGUGCAGGAGAUUAUCCGCAUGCGCCUGUCCUACGCUAAGCGCAUGAAGGAUCCCGCGCAGCAAGGUGUGAUGAUGGCUGAGCAGAUGAUUGCUCAGUUCCAGAUCCUGCUCAAGUUGGCCAUCAGGAUCAAGGAGUCAUACACCGUGGUCUCGCAAUCCGAGCCUGGUUGGGAUCCUCCGCCGUGCAUAGAAGAAAAUUUCGAUGCCGUCGUACUGGACGCGCUCAAGUUCUACUUCAAGAUGCUAAACUGGAAGCUUUCUGCAAACAAGAACACUUUUAAGGAAGCCGAAAUCCUGGAGCAGGAGUGGGAGUUUUCCAAGACCCUUGGAAAACACCUGGAAGGUGGCGACGUGGAAGUUGCCGAGCAGUUCAGUUACUUGACGCAAAAGUCUCUCUCUCGCCUCACUGCACAUUUCGAAAAGGAACUGCAAAGACGUCCAGAGGAGGUUGCUGGAGCCGAGAUGGAUAAACGUUACAAGCAGAUCCUUGAUUCCGUUCGUGUCCGUCAAAGGAAACUGUUCCGAUUCUCUAGGAUCCUGACCACACGGUUCGAGAACUCCACCGAGUACAACAUCAGCCUUGUUCCCGAACAGGUGCAGGAUCUUUUCGAAGCUCUUGAAAUGAGCGGACACUUUCUUGUGGAAACACAGACAACAGACAACAAGGGCUUGUACCUCAUUGCUUCCCCCGUUUUGUUGGACCGACCACAGGACAUCCAGUCUCUCCUUGGAACUUGCUACCACACGGAGGAAGUUACGGAAGAUCCAACCAAUCCCUACUUGUUGAUUCUUAGGCCAGAAGACCCUCUGCGCUGGCACGGACCUACAUCCCAGGCCCAGUUUCGGACGCCGCACCUUGAUGUGAAGAUCGGCCGCAUGAGACUCGUUGCCGAUGGCGCACAGACGCGUCUGGCUAACGCCAAUGCUACCUUCUUGCAGUCAGCUAAUGUCGAGCUGACCAAGAUCGUGGACCAAAGAGCUAAUCUGCCUCGUGUCAACGUGGAGCUGCAGCGCAUCAAGAAGGUUGCUUAUAAGCUGUCAAACACCAUCAUGGACAGUGUUGAGAUCAUCCGGAGACAAACCUUUGGCUUGGAAUGCCAAGAGCUGAUUCAAACCUGCUUCGCCUUCGCGACGGAAUUCGGACAGCGUUCCGUUUACUACAUGGACUUCAAUCGUCGCGCUCUAAACAACCUCAAACUUACCAGGCUUGCCCUUGACUGGGUAAGCUUCAUUUGUGAUGACUGUAUUGCGUCUGAUCGGAAGACGUUCAGAUGGGCUGUGGUGGCACUCGAGUUUGCUAUGAUGAUGACGCGAGGCCAGAACAUCCUGUCGCUAAAUGAGGAGGAGUACGCUCGGCUGCGUGCGAAGGUUGCUGGGUGUAUGUCUCUUCUGAUUUCUCAUUUCGAUAUCAUGGGAGCGAGAUCGACCAUGGCGGCCCAGGCUGAGAAGCAACGCAUCGAUGCGAUGUUGGGCAAGAAGCAACUGGACAUCAGUCGCUUGAAGAAUGAUGAGGAGUCAGCAGAACUUGUCCGUGAGGGAUGGCUCGAGCAGCUUGCGGAGAUCGACGAGAUACGGAAGGUCAAGGAGGCAGAACGACAGGCUCUUGGCCGCGUCCUGGAGGACUCGAAUGAGGCCGAUCGCGCUCUUACGUACCUGUCUUCCUCGGCAACCAACGUUACCCUCAGAUGGCAGCAAGGCCAGUUCAUUGGCGGUGGUACCUUUGGAUCGGUCUACGCAGCGAUCAACCUCGACUCUAACCACCUGAUGGCCGUCAAGGAGAUCCGUCUUCAGGACCCCCAGCUCAUCCCGACGAUUGUAUCCCAGAUCCGCGAUGAGAUGGGUGUCUUGCAGAUGCUCGACCAUCCGAACAUCGUGUCUUACUACGGCAUCGAGCCUCACCGUGACAAGGUCUACAUCUUCAUGGAAUACUGCUCUGGGGGCUCUCUUGCAGGCCUCUUGGAGCAUGGCCGUAUCGAGGAUGAGACUGUUAUCAUGGUCUACGCUUUGCAGAUGUUGGAGGGCCUGGCUUAUCUCCACGAGAGCAGCGUUGUGCAUCGCGACAUAAAGCCAGAGAAUAUUCUCCUCGAUCACAACGGCGUCAUCAAAUUUGUCGACUUCGGAGCGGCCAAGGUCAUCGCCAAGCAGGGCAAAACGUUGGCUGCGGAGCACGCGGCGACACGUCAAGGCAGGCAGAAGUCGAUGACGGGCACGCCCAUGUACAUGUCGCCCGAAGUCAUCAAGGGCGAGAACAAGGGACGCCUGGGUGCCGUCGACAUCUGGUCUCUUGGGUGUGUCAUUCUCGAGAUGGCCACUGGACGACGACCAUGGGCUAGCCUGGACAACGAAUGGGCGAUCAUGUACAACAUCGCCCAAGGCAACCCUCCUCAGCUGCCAACGGGAGAUCAGCUGAGCGAUCAGGGAAUCGACUUCCUCAAGGCAUGCUUCGAACGCGACCCUGGCAAAAGAGCCACGGCGGCGGAGUUGCUGCAGCACUCGUGGAUUAUGAUCCUGCGGAGCCAGCUUUCUCUGGAGCCGCAGACACCGCAAACUCCGCUCAGCGAGACGUCAUCGGGAUCCGGAAGCUUGCAUGCGUCACGGCAGAAUACCAUGUACUAA
Diplodia corticola is the source of this 4164-nucleotide messenger RNA. RefSeq names its product ste ste11 ssk protein kinase. The record is from RefSeq and is a predicted model, not a curated record. Lineage: Eukaryota; Fungi; Ascomycota; Dothideomycetes; Botryosphaeriales; Botryosphaeriaceae. Gene Ontology annotation, molecular function: ATP binding; MAP kinase kinase kinase activity. The transcript has 3 exons. Gene Ontology annotation, cellular component: cytoplasm. Bases 1 to 4164 code for a protein of 1387 amino acids. Gene Ontology annotation, biological process: protein phosphorylation; stress-activated MAPK cascade.